CAAUUAGCCGCACUAUAAGACCUAUCUUGUACCGCAAUGGGCUCAUUGGGGCGCAUGGCGGGCGGGCUCAUCCGCUUCCUCGAUCCACUGUGGUGUUCAGCCGGGAGCCCUGAUAAGAUGCCGACCAUGUCGACGACUCCCCUACGUGGAGCUGCGAGGUCUCGCUUGCGGCACUAAGGCAUCGAGAUAGUGGGUCGUCUCCACGGCCGAGUUCGUCUUAUGAGAGUUGGAGCCCCCGACCUGGGUAAAGAUGCACAUCACCGGGCGCAUCUUCACCGCCGUCUCCGUAUUCACUGCGGCCUGGCUGAUGGCCGUUUCCACCCCAGCCGCUGCAUCGCCGGCGGUGAGCUAUGCCAACUCACUGAUCCAACAGCGCGCGGAUCCGCACAUCUCCAAGCACGAUGGGUGGUACUACUUCACGGCGACCGUCCCAGAAUACGACCGCAUAAUCCUGCGCCGUGCUCAAAGCAUCCAGACUCUCGCAUCUGCGGCCGAGACGACGAUAUGGCGACGGAAGGCUUCUGGGUACGGCAGCGGACAGGUCUGGGCGCCUGAGCUCCACUUCAUCGACGGGAAGUGGUACGUCUAUGUGGCCCUCGGCGUGGCCAACCAGUGGAAUAUCCGGACUUUCGUGCUGGAGGGCACAGGCGCCAACCCGUUGACUGCGAGCUGGGUAGAGAAAGGCCAGAUCAGAACCAACUGGGACACCUUCACGCUGGAUGCGUCCACCUUUGUGGCCAACGGCACCCGGUACUUGAUCUGGGCACAGGGCAUACCGGAUCGGCCAGACGAGAACUCGAGUAUCAUGAUCGCCCCGCUCGAGAACCCCUGGACGAUCCGGGGCCGGGCAGUUGCCAUCUCGCAUCCAGGCCUCCCGUGGGAGAGGAUCGGGUACAAAGUCAACGAAGGGCCCUAUGUGAUCCAGCGCAACGGCAGGAUCUUCCUGACCUACUCCGCCAGCGCCACCGACUACAACUACUGCAUGGGCCUGCUGACGGCGUCGGCGGGUUCGGAUCUCAUGAACCCGGCGUCCUGGAGCAAGUCGCAGACGCCCAUCUUCACGAGCAACGCCAAGACGAACCAGUGGGGGCCGGGGCAUAACUCGUUCGUCGAGUCGGAGGAUGGACAGAGCGACAUCAUGGUGUACCACGACCGCGGGUACCGAGACAUCAGGGGCGACCCGCUGAACGAUCCGAACCGGCGGACGCGGGUGCAGAAGGUGUACUGGAAGGAUGAUGGCACGCCGGAUUUUGGCAUCCCCGUGCCGGAGGGCAACACCCCGGUGCGGCUGCGAUCGGCCGCGGAUCACGGGACGUAUAUUCGCUACUACACCGGGUCGGCGAGCCCUACGGGCACUCCAGCCUUGGCGGAUACUCAGUUCCGCAUUGUCAGUCCGGGCCUUGCGGGCGGGAGUACCAUCAGUCUGGAAUCGACGAGCAACCCGGGCAUGUUCCUGCGCCGAGCGGGUGGUGCGGAAGUGCAGUUUGUGAAGGACACCACGCUGACUACCGCCGAUACGAAGGCGUCAGCGAGCUUCAACCGGGUUCCGGGACUGGCGGACGUCGAGGGUGUCUCAUUGGAGCUUUCUGAUGCCAAGGCCCAGUACCUCAGUCUCCGGCCGAGUGGGAAGCUCGUGGUGGCACCGGUGAAUGGCCAGGUCGAGGAGCAGAAGCUGGCGACAUUCUUUUCGGAGUAGGCCUGUUAUUAAAGGGAGAGAUGCCAUCGACCUUGCGUCGCGAAACCUGGGCCCAUGUCUGGCUGUUUUCUCUCGAAGUGAAUGCGGAGCACUCCCGGUUACCCCGCAUCCGAUGCGGGAGCGGACCUAGUGGGUCGCAAUCUAGCGGG
Molecule: messenger RNA, 1845 nt
Organism: Chaetomium strumarium
Lineage: Eukaryota; Fungi; Ascomycota; Sordariomycetes; Sordariales; Chaetomiaceae
Product: glycosyl hydrolases family 43-domain-containing protein
Exons: 1
Coding region: 251-1696 (481 amino acids)
Biological process (GO): L-arabinose metabolic process
Molecular function (GO): alpha-L-arabinofuranosidase activity
Source: RefSeq, a predicted model, not a curated record